AUGGGACCGCUGAGAAGCGUUCGAGUUUACCACACGAGUGAAUAUUUUACAACCAAGCUUAUUGCCAGAGUCGAUCCUAAGAAUGUGUUCAAUAAGGGCUUCGUGAAGGGUUCGAAAACCGUGAGUAAUGAGGAAAAUGAUUUGGCGUUGUUGAAAACUCGUCGUCCGAUUAUCUUUAAUGAUAAUAUAGAACCAGUACUAUUGGCUUCAUACCCGAUGGAGCUUGGACAAGUAGGAAUCAUUGCGGGUUACGGCAAGUCCGAGUCUAAUGCAUCCAAGCCGAGAGAAGGUGCAGUGCGGAUAAUUGACUGCAAAUACACUAUUGGUACUGAUUUACUGUGUUCUGUUGGCGCGGUCAGGGCUGGCUCCGGAGAUUCUGGGGGACCAUUGAUUUCAGAAGGUCGACUUCACGGCAUAAUAACACAGAGCUGCUCUGACGUAGAGAUUAACAAGUUUUGUGUCACUUUCUAUGUUGAUGUUGUCGUAAAUUUGAAUUGGAUUCAGAACGUCAUGGAUUCGUCAAUUAAGACUCAGGUUCUUUGA
Bombyx mandarina (wild silkworm) is the source of this 543-nucleotide messenger RNA. Its product is annotated as trypsin alpha-3-like. The record is from RefSeq and is a predicted model, not a curated record. Lineage: Eukaryota; Metazoa; Arthropoda; Insecta; Lepidoptera; Bombycidae.